AUGGGGUUGUUCAGCCUCGCCGCGCCGCCCAAUACGGACCUCUGGCGAAAGCCACCAUCGCGAGACACCUCGACGGCGCCUAUUCUCUACACCGCCUUGCGCAACCCCUUCAUCGCUGCCGAAGUCACUGUCGCCGCCGACUGGGAGCUGGAGUGGGAUCAGGGCGGGCUCGUCAUCUUCGCAGGCGCGCCGCCCGGCCGUGUCGCGACAUCCCCCAGGCCCGACGCCGAUUCACCUGCUUCUUCCACCCCGUCGGCCGCACCCAGUAAUAACGCACAACCGCCCACGCAGGCCCCAAGCGCCCAAGCGAGCCCAGCACCCACAUCGCAGAAUGCGGGGCAGCACCCCGGCCCCGUAGCUACUACUGUCGCACAACCACAGGCUCCACCGCCGUACAUGCCGCCUGCACCCGCCUCCAAAUGGGUCAAAGUCGGCCUCGAGUUCUGCAACGGCGCCUGCCACGCUACCUCGGUCGUCGCAACCUCAGACGGUGCCGACUGGGCGCGCGCCGAUAUUGUUCGCCGGCCGGAGCUGCGCGUCAAGAUCGAGCGCAUUGGAUGUGCCUUGUGGGUGUGGUACGAGGACGAGCUGGCCGGGUGGAAGAAGCUGCGGGAAGUGACGUGGUUCUUCUGGGGCGUUGAGGACAAAGCUGUCAGAGUCGGCGUCUAUGCGAGUCGGCCGGCUAACUUUGGGACGAGCAUGUACGAGAGGAGGCAAGGGUUUACUUCGAGUCCGAGGAAUUUGUGCGUCGACUUUGAGGGCUUGGAGAUAUUUUGA
This is a messenger RNA of Didymosphaeria variabile, 777 nucleotides long. RefSeq lists its product as uncharacterized. The record is from RefSeq and is a predicted model, not a curated record. NCBI's taxonomy places the organism in Eukaryota, Fungi, Ascomycota, Dothideomycetes, Pleosporales, Didymosphaeriaceae. Bases 1 to 777 code for a protein of 258 amino acids. The transcript has a single exon.